UCACAGCUGGCCAGAACUUCCGCCGAGUGUUUGUCGUCGUGUAUUCUGUCGUUCUCUUCGCGACAACCAGUCAACCUCCUUGUGAUACGGGGCAUUUCUCUUGUUUGCUUGCUCGGCUCACCAUGCGCUUCGCCGCUCUCGUCAUAGGCCUGCUGGCCACCUUUGUUUCCUCGGUGGCCGCCACCGCGUUGACUUACCGACUCGAGGCCAACGAGAAGGCCUGUUUCUAUAGCUAUGUCGACCAGAAGAACGUCAAAGUUGCUUUCUACUUUGCGGUUCAAUCCGGCGGUUCCUUCGAUGUCGACUACUCCGUGAUCGGGCCCGGCGACAAGGUGAUCUUGGAUGGUACCAAAGAGCGCCAGGGUGACUUUGUUUUCACGGCCCAGAGUAUCGGCGAGUACCGGUUCUGUUUCAACAACGAGAUGUCGACAUUCGCGGAGAAGAUGGUUGAUUUCGAGAUUGCGGUCGAAAACGAGGAGCGCGCCCAACUCCCCUCCCGACAAGGCGCCAGCCCCGAACAGGCUUCGGCGCUGGAGGAGUCGAUCUUCAAACUCUCGGCCCAGCUGUCGACCAUCUCGCGCAACCAGAAAUAUUUCCGCACGCGCGAGAAUCGGAAUUUCAGCACGGUGCGCAGCACGGAACGCCGCAUCUUCAACUUCAGCGUGAUCGAGGGCUUGAUGAUGGUGUCGAUGGCGGCGUUGCAGGUCUUUGUGGUGCGCUUCUUCUUCCAGGGAGCUAGAAAGGGUUACGUGUGAUCUUGAUGAUGAUGUCAAAACAUAUAUUCGAUUCUUUUCGUGCCGUGGACAGCAGAUAGGAACAACAAUUCAUAUACCUUCCUUUUUUGAUGUCAGCGGCUUUUGCUUCUCCUUUUUUUUAGAUUGUAUUGUGUGGCGUUUCUCCCUUAGGUAUGGACUGGUGUCUGUAAUGCCUUUGCCCUUUCAUUUGACAGAUUCCAGGUACCGGGCUGGGGACAUAACCUUGUAUCUAACUUAAAAAAAGUUUCAAGUCCGAAUUCCGGACAUUGAAGCUUCGCCAACUAGUACUCGGGUAAGUGGACGAUCCAGGUCAUUCUUUCGUCGGUGUUUCCCUC
Messenger RNA from Aspergillus saccharolyticus JOP 1030-1, 1090 nucleotides. Its product is annotated as emp24/gp25L/p24 family protein. Gene Ontology annotation, biological process: endoplasmic reticulum to Golgi vesicle-mediated transport; intracellular protein transport; Golgi organization. The coding region runs from base 123 to 755 and encodes 210 amino acids. NCBI's taxonomy places the organism in Eukaryota, Fungi, Ascomycota, Eurotiomycetes, Eurotiales, Aspergillaceae. The record is from RefSeq and is a predicted model, not a curated record. Gene Ontology annotation, cellular component: endoplasmic reticulum-Golgi intermediate compartment; endoplasmic reticulum; Golgi apparatus. The transcript has 4 exons.